This is a messenger RNA of Bactrocera dorsalis (oriental fruit fly), 8352 nucleotides long. It is a transcript of the gene mei-41, whose product is annotated as serine/threonine-protein kinase ATR. The record is from RefSeq and is a predicted model, not a curated record. The transcript is spliced from 6 exons. Lineage: Eukaryota; Metazoa; Arthropoda; Insecta; Diptera; Tephritidae. Gene Ontology annotation, biological process: telomere maintenance; protein phosphorylation; DNA damage checkpoint signaling. Bases 114 to 8231 code for a protein of 2705 amino acids. Gene Ontology annotation, molecular function: protein binding; protein serine/threonine kinase activity. Gene Ontology annotation, cellular component: nucleus.
GCGCCGCAAAUGUCAGUUUAAUUUCGCAAUUGCGAUAAUUUUGUUUGUUAUUGUGGAAAUUAGAGGAAAUUUAUUAUUUACUUAAUUUUUGUACGAAAGUUUAGAAUUUAGAAAUGUCAACGAGGCGAAAAGACAUAUGGAAAUUACUUUAUAAUCUGGUAUCAAGAGAUGGUACAGAUUUGAAUGAUGUGUUUGCCUUUGUCGAUGAUAUACUUUGCAGGGAGCCUUCUCUUAUUCGACCUUCCUUGCGUGAGCUAAAUAAUCGCUUUCAGGACACAUUUGUGCUCUGGAUUAUAAACAAAUUUAUAAAUGGGUUAGGUGACUCGAAUGUUAAAUCUAAUUCAAAUAGUUUUAGUACAGAGGGAAUGCAAGGACGGAACAUCCAAUUACAGGAAAAGAUACUUCAAUCUUGUUUGGUUAAUCGCGCUUUGUUAUUUGAACGGUUGGUGGCAGCAUACAUCAAAGCUAUUGGGCAAUUAACAAAUGGACUGCAAUUGCUUGAUGAGCAACAAGAUAUAAAUCAAGCUGGUAUUGAGACUGAGCCCAAACAAUUCCUUGAAAUCACAGCAUUUUUUAGUGAAGACUUAUGUUUGCGAGAAAUCGAUGCAGACUUCUCAUUUAAACCUAUACGGGUGCCUUAUGAAGUAGUGGAUGACAGAGUGCGUUCGCUAUUGCAGGUGCUCCAUACUGCCGCACUUAUUGGAUAUCCAUUGUUUCCUCAAAUGUUUGCCGAAUCGCUUCUAAGUGUGCUGCACGUUGUACGUGAAUGUGAUUUAACUACCAAAUUACUGGCGCUACGCUAUUGUCAAAAGAUAUUUGAACUGGCCUGCAAAUGCACUGAAUUGCUAGAACAUUAUGGCCAACUGACCAUGCAAGGGUUAGCUCUAAUAUGGAGUCAAAUUCCACUUUGGCUGCAUGCUCGUUGCAUACGACUGGAAGAGUUAGAUGGCUUUAAAGAUGUGACCAUUGCCAUAAUGCGAGUACUGAAUAGGUUUAGUAAUGAGUUACAGUGGACGCGACGUGCCUUAACUAUGUUGGCAUUAAGUAUUCUAUAUAAUUGCGCCGAAUUGGAACCAAAAGCCAAUAAUAAGAAUGAUAGCAAAAAUUUAGGCGAGCUUAUUCGUGAGAUCGUUCAAUUUAUUAUUCAGUUGCCAUUGGAAGACGGAGAGGAAGACGUAAUCGUGAAAGAUGCCGAAAAACUUAUCAUAUUAUCGGAGAAAAAUGAAUUCGUUCUGCUCUUAUUAUCGGUUAUAAUUGCGCGUGUAGACAACGAAAGCGAAAAACGGCUGCGUACUUUGAAGUUCCUCAAAGAGAAAAUUUUCGAUACAUUACGUUUGCCCGAAAUUCGAAUAGAUUCCUUAAAGCGUUUGAAGCAAUUGUUGCAAGCACUAAUAUAUGCAGAGCAUCGGCUUUGUCGACGACAGCAGUUAAACGCUUUACGAAAAAAUACGGUCGAGGAAGUGAUACAAGAAAAUUACUACAAUAGUAUAAACUUAUUUUCAUCGUUGGUAGAUGACGAUUAUGUAUCCCAGUUGGAUCAAGUUAUCUCCAGGUACCAUGGAAAUUCAGUUUUAGUGGAUUUUAAAGAUUUGGAGCUUUUCACGUUAUACCUUGAUGUUUGCGCAUUGCUUAUGAAUAGUAUUACUUUACGCGGCGCAAUGAACACCAAAACGCAGAUUAUUUUGCUACAACGCAUGAGCAAUCCCUUGGAAGCCGCCACGCAGGAACGCUUUCCCUCUCGAAAUUUACAGGAUGCUGCAUUUGAGUCACUUCGGUUGCUUGCAAGUUUAAACAUUAAUGGACCGUAUGAGGUAACUUGCUAUUUACGUAAGCUCUAUGAAGGCUUAAUGAGUAGGAUCUUUGAUGCGAAUCCGAAAUUGGAGUCUGCUGAAUUAUUAAUGAAGUUUCGUAGAGCCUUUUGCGAACACUUCCACACAUUGAUUGCUUGCGGCUGGUUAACUUUGGAUCGCGUAUUGCGUGAUUUUGUCGUUGCUGUGGCAGAUCUGCAAUCCAUAUCCAUGGAAAUGCUGCGAAGUGCCUAUUGUCCCGGGGCCGGUGCAUCCACGUGUCGCAUAUUUCUAAGAUUAUCACCUUCCACCACAUCUGAUGUAGCAUUCCAUGAACAUAUCAUUGUUUGCCAACUUUGUAAUGAAAACAUAUGCUCAACUGCAGCGGAGCUAGAGGCAUAUAUACGUUCUAAUAAAGUCAUCUUACUUGAGUGCAAAAGUCAAAAUAAAUUCCUUGCGAAAGAGCGAAAACCUUUGCCUUUACUGCCGGCGGUGGUCCGUCGCAAACUAUGUGAAUCAUUGCUCACACAAAAGGAGGCUGAAAAUACACCGAUUGGCCGUCACCUGGAAUUCUCACGCAUUAGCGCCGACGAUUUGUUCAGUGUGUUGCAGAGAGCACAAGAUAUCUCUAAACUGAAUCUUGAGAUAUUACACACGCUCGUGCCAAAAUUGCUUGCUGCUGGAGAUGAACAACUUGUCAUGAAAUUCGCAAAAUUUCUACUGCAGCAAAUAGUGAAGUCGCUGCAAACACCAUUCACCAUAUCAUCGACGUCGUCCACGAGCUCUUCAGCUUUUUUGUCGUCGCCCGCAUCACAGCGCCAGGCUCAGCUAAAGUUGCUGGAACUCAUUACCUGCUGUGCGCACAGUGACCUAAGUGAAAUAUGGGUUUUUCAUUUAUUCAAACUUACUUUCUUUUAUCUCCUGCAUCCACAAUCGGAAGUCGUGCAGGAGGCAGUGCUGUGCGCAACCGAAAUGUGUGCUAAACAUGGCUUGCAACCAGUGCGUCUAUGGAAUUGGUACAAACGUGACGCGCUGACCUUGGUGGUUCAGUUGGCAGUGCUGAUAUUCCUGAAAAACGGUGUGCGGCUGACACGCUCACUCAAAGCUUUUACUAAAAUGCUAGGUUUUUCCUGCGUGCAAGAAUUCAUCUGCCGUUAUUAUCGCCUCUUGACGACAAUGAUUCUGCCAUAUUGUGUAAAAGAGCCCCUGUGCAAAGGACUCAUUGUUUGCAUAUCGAAAGUGACACGAAAGCCGAUUUCUACGCUUUUCGUUGCUUCAUUUCUUCGCAUAUACACACAUAUCUAUCUCACUGAAGAGGCGGAAGUGGGCAACAAAUGUAUUGAAUUGAUUGUGCGAUGCACUGAAUUCAGUUUAAAGAAAUUAAUGAAUACAGAUGUGAAGCAAACGGUGUCUGAGUUUUUGAUCUACUUCAACCGCAAUCCGCAGUUUGUCAUGAAGGCGUUUCAGUGCCUGCUCUUCAGUGACACUGGCAAUGGUAGCUCAAGUGUAACAGCUUCAAGUAGCAAGUCUUCAAGAAUAACCAAAACUCAAAGUGCCAACACUGGGGAUUUUGCAAAAUUCAUAGCCGACCGCUUUCUUGGCGUGAUCACCUACUUUGAGACCUGCCUUGCCGAACCCACUUUCGAGAAACCGCUUAAGGAGGAGGCGCUCUAUAGUCUGGGACAGAUAUUGCGUUUUGUGGGCGCCAAGCAUGUAACACAAUUUCGUUUUAAAAUCAUCGCCAUGUUGAGCUUUGUGCUCUCGCUGCAGGAUCGUCAUCUGCAGUCCAUUUGCUUAAAGGUUUGGAAUAUUUUCCUACACAUUGUGAACAUUGAAGAGUUGGGGCCGUCACUGAGUCGUAUCGUGGCUUCGCUACAACCGUUAUUGGCACACAGCGAAUCUGAGGUGAACGCCAUUUAUGAGUUUGUGAUACUGAAGAAUGACAGCUUGCUCGGCGCUUACAUUCCCGAUGUGUAUUUUGUCGAGCAACUAAGGGGUAUCGCGCCAGCCAUAACUCAGUGCGUCGCACGUCAAACAGAGAUACUGAAAAGCGAACGCUCCACGUUGCUGGAGAAGAUCGCAUUUCUCUAUCGGCAAAUUACCAAUGAGAACUCACAAGUGCGUAUUUACGGUCUUACGUAUUUGCGAAAUUUCGUGGCGGCUAAUCGCGUCGAUAUCAAUCAUCUGGUGCUGAGCGAAAUGCUUGUCAAUCCUUUAAUUGAGAAUCUCGUAGAUACCUUGGUGGCUGGUUGCAAGCACGAGGACAUAAACCUGCAGUUGUCAUCGGCGAAGUGUUUGGGCGAGUUGGGCGCCAUCGAUCCCAGUUACAUAACAACGAACCACACGUUCGAGCAGCGUGAAGAUUUGCCGCUGAGUGUGCACACCGAUGGGUUUGCCAUAAUGGCGCUGAGUGAGCUUUGUCGCGCCUAUCAGUUUCAAAAGGACACCAAGUAUGUUGAUAAUUUCUCUCUCGCCAUACAGGAGACACUAGCGGUUUGUGGCGUAUCGCCGCGUGAGAAUAAAAAGCUGAACGUAUGGGAGGCAUUGCCAGAGCGUAUGCGGCAGGUGAUGGAGCCGCUGCUUACUUCGUGCUACACAAACUCGCGACGUGAGAGUAGUUGUGCCGAGCAUCCGAUUUUCAAUAGCAGUUAUUGCCGAAGCUACGCCGACUGGGCAUUCAAUUGGGCAGCGCGCCUCAUUGACUUUGUGCAAGCAGAUGAAACGAAGCAUCUGCUAAACUCCUACAAGCCGAGUAUAAAACGUGAUAAUAACACCCUAAUUACAUUUUUCCCUUACGUAUUAUUGCAUGCGCUGCAAGAUGGCACCGAGAGUCAGCGGCAAAAGAUGUACGAGGAGUUUGAGGCGGUUUUCAGCUUCAGUAGUGCAGGCAUUGUUGAACAGCCGGUUUACGAGGCAUCGGGGCUGAAGGAGUUCAUAUCGGCUAAAUACGCCACCGAUCUAACCACGACGGGAGAGUCGGCACAACGCACGCGCAACGGUCAGACGGCGCAAUAUGAUGGGUUGGAACACAUUGGACGCACCUGCACGAAACUGUGUUCGGAACAAAUCGACUUCUUGCAACGUUGGAUCCGCGAAUGGCAACGAAUAAAUAGCGUUGGUGCUAAAGUCAAUGAGGAGGAUAAAAACUAUAAGUGUGUGCGUGAUUUUCUGCGGCGUUUCAGCAAACUGCUGAUUGCCAAGGCCAAUUAUCACUCCGAUGAGUAUGCGCGUGCGCUUAUGUACCUAGAGGCCUAUAUUGAAGAGACGGACACAUCUCAGCGACUGCAGGAGCAAAUUUCCUUCCUGAUUGAGAUACAUGGCGAGUUGCUUGAUGCAGACUCGGUCGAAGGCGCCGUAUACGUGAAGAAGACGAGUCUCAGCUUAGAUGAAGAAAUUAUGGUUAAUCGCAUCGUAGAUCGGCCACAAGAGUUACAGACCUGUUACGAGCAGCUAAUGUGCAGCGACGAGCCUAUCAGUCAGGAGCACAUAAAAGGCAUGAUUAACUGCUAUUUACGCAUGGACACACCCGAAACGGCGCUGUUGAUCACCGAUGGGCUAUGGCAGAAACUAACGGAUCACUAUACUGACGAUUAUUUUAAAGAAUGCAAAUCGGAGCUGCUAUGGCGGCUGGGACGCUAUGAUGAAUUGCAAGAACUGCUCGAGGACUCUGUUGUGCGUCGGAAAACGUCCAAUUGGAAUAUACAAUGCGCCGAGGCGUUCCUGCUAUACCGACAGCCCAUCACCGGCAGUCGGUCGCAAGAGCAAACAACGGUGUUGACCGAUUUCACACAACAUCUGGAUAUGAUACGUCGCAAUGUGUUGGCAACUAUGCGCAGCUGCUCCGUUAUCAAUCACAAAUCUUAUCCAUAUUCCUAUGAAGAUGUUGUUAAACUACAUUUGCUCAACGAGAUGGAGAAGAAUAAACAACUCACGCACGAGGUAAUUGCCAGCUAUGGAGUUGAAGCAAAAGCCACUCAAUGUCUUACGAAUGUGCGCGAAUUCUUCACCGACUGGGACAGGCGCUUAUGCGUGCUGCAGCCGGUGGUGCGCGUCAUGGAACCAAUACUUUGCUUCCGCCGCAAUCUACUCGUUGAAAGUAAGCGCUUGCUUUCCGCUCCACAAAACACUCAGCCGUCACCGUUGCGACAAAGCGUUGUAGACGCCAUUGAUGGUGAAAUCGGUAAGCUGUGGCUGCGCAGUGUGCAGAUGUAUCGUGAAGCUGGCAGCCUGCAGCAAGCGCAACUAUGCAUUAUGAAAGCGGCGGAGUACGCGCCCAAGACGCUCUUCAUCGAGAAGGCCAAACUUUUGUGGCAGAAAGGGGACCAGGCCCAUGCAUUCAAGUUGCUUGAAGAGCAGUUGGAGCGCAUGGAAGCGCAGUGCGAGCGCAACGUACGUAUACUCAACGCGGGUGAUCGCGCGCUCUAUGCGGAAGCGAAAUACCUACAAGCCACCUACAGCGCUGAGUCGAUGAACAGUUGCGCCGAGUUAAAUCUGCGCUACUUUCGUGAAGCCAUACUCGGUAAUCACAAUUCGGAGAAAUGCUAUGUGCAGUUGGCCCAGUACAUGGAGAAAAUAUAUGAAUCGUUCUCGUCGGAACAGCAGCACGGUGAUACUGGCCGUAAGCUGUUGCUCGAUAUCAUGGUAAACUAUGCAAAGUCAUUAAAAAGCGGCUGCGAGAACGUAUAUCAGUCGCUGCCACGGCUGCUGAGUCUGUGGUUGGACUUUACUUCGCGUUGCGCAUCAGUUUGCGAAGCCUCAUCUAGCGAUCCGGCACUCGCUUCCAAGGCAAACACCAUGCAAGAGGUGGCUAAAAAAAUGAAUGAGCUUAUGAACAACUGUGCCAAUGCGCUGCCCACCGCCAUAUUCUACACGGCUUUCUCUCAAUUGCUGAGUCGUAUAUGCCAUCCGUCGAACGAUGUGUUCGCCGUCCUCCGUACCAUUGUUAUCAAGUUGCUUGAACAUUUUCCACAGCAAUCCCUGUGGAUGUUACUGCCAAUACUUAAGUCGUCGCACACAAAUCGCGUGAAGCGCUGCAAAUUGAUUUUUACCGAUGCGCGCCUCGCAAAGCCACAAUUCCAAAAACAGCUGAACGAUUUCAAUACACUCGCUGAACGUUUAAUUGAGUUGACGAACAAAGAUGUGGCGCACGAUCGAACCUAUGAACUGAGCGCGCUUGUCAAGCAACUGCCCAAAUUAUUUGAGGAUCCGAAAUUCUCUAACAUUUUGUUGCCUUUCGAGAAGUACAUGCAGGCGUCAUUCCCUCUGUCAUCUGCUACAUCGUCGCUGGACUUAAAUUUGCCAUUAGGUAACUUAGAGCGAACGUCAUCAUCAUCUUCGUCUUCGUCGAUGUCGUCAAGUUCAUCAUCAGUGCCUGCGAAUCCAUUUCCCUAUCAACAAAUUUUUAUUUGUGGAAUUAAAGAAGAAAUCACAGUUUUGCGUUCAGCUGCGAAGCCGAAAAAGAUUAGCAUCCAAUGCAGCGACGGUAAGUGCUACGAAGUGAUGGUGAAACCAAAAGACGAUUUACGGAAAGACUAUCGAUUGAUGGAAUUUAAUGGACUGGUUAAAAGGUUCCUGCAUCAAGACUCACAGGCACGUCAUCGUUGCCUUCGUAUUCGCACCUACGCUGCCAUUCCAUUUAAUGAGGAAUGCGGUCUGGUCGAGUGGCUGCCAAAGUUGAACUCCUUCCGCGCUAUUUGCAACUCGGUUUAUCGCAUGCGCGGCUUGGGAUUACCCGAUCGUAUGCUGCGUCAGUGUGCGUUGCCUCGAACGGAUCCAACAGAAAAGAAACGUAGCGUGUUUUUAGACACGCUUUUGCCCGCUCAUCCGCCUGUUUUCCAGGAGUGGUUACGUCGACGCUUUUGCACGCCCAACAGUUGGUAUGAAGCACGUUGCGCUUACGUGAAAACUGUUGCCGUUAUGUCUAUGGUGGGCUACAUUCUCGGGUUGGGUGAUCGCCAUGGUGAAAACUUGCUCUUCGAUGAGACGACUGGUGAUGCAGUGCAUGUCGACUUCAAUUGCCUCUUCAACCAGGGCGAGCUCUUUGCCUACCCAGAAUUAGUGCCCUUCCGCCUCACCCACAACAUGGUCUAUGCCAUGGGACCAUUAGGCGUUGAAGGCAUGUACCGACGUUGUUGUGAGAUAACAAUGCGUGUGUUGAAAAAGCAAUCGAAAACUUUAAUGUCAGUUCUGCGGCCGUUCGUUUAUGAUCUUGUGGCGCUGAACCGUAGUUUUAGCGGUAAGACCAAACCCUCACUGGAGUUGACCGAUCCCAAGGCUUUGAUGGAUGUGCGUCGCAUCGAGGAAAGACUGCAGGGCUAUGUGAAGCGAACGCAAGCAAACAGCAUGCCGCUGUCAACCGAAGGUCAAGUGAAUUUUUUGAUAGCAGAAGCUACGAGUAUUGACAAUCUGGCUGCCAUGUACAUUGGCUGGGGUUCUUACAUUUAAGAAAGUAUUAUAAAAGUAUAUUACUUUAUUUACUUUGCGUUUGCCGGAUUCUUAAGAUAGCGUAAUGUCCAGUUUUUUAUAAUAAAAUGUUGAUUUUUUAAUAAAAUGUCGGUUUUGUUAU